This is a messenger RNA of Haliotis rubra (blacklip abalone), 802 nucleotides long. RefSeq lists its product as uncharacterized. NCBI's taxonomy places the organism in Eukaryota, Metazoa, Mollusca, Gastropoda, Lepetellida, Haliotidae. The transcript is spliced from 3 exons. The coding region runs from base 59 to 574 and encodes 171 amino acids. Gene Ontology annotation, molecular function: carbohydrate binding. The record is from RefSeq and is a predicted model, not a curated record.
UCUCGCUGUUGUCGGCUCGGAGCCAUGUCUAGGAUCCUGGAAGUCCAAGAAAGCAUUGAUGGCUCACGAGUACCCGGAGAAAUCUGGUCACUGGCGGGCAAAUACUCUACUGGACGUCCACCGUGACUACCAGUGGAAGUGGGCUGUCGUCGACGUGAAGACGAGGAAGGUGAAGAGAUGGGAGGAGUGUGCCAAUAGAUUCAUUUCCACCAACUGCGAGCAGCUCUCCAUCCGGGCAACCUGGAACACGUCAUCGUCCACCUUGUCCCACUCCACCAUCAUCCAGGAGCAGACGAUCGACAUGGCCAAGGUGGCCAAGUUCUAUGAUGCCGUGGAGAACUGUGAUGGACUUUUAACCGCGGAGAUGAGUCACGUGACGACUGGGUGGCAGUCACGACAGGAGACGAAGAAGAAACCAUUUGUCAUAACAGAAACUGAGAAAAUGGCAGCCUUGAAGCCAAAGAAACAGCGUGAACAGAAGCCAAGAACUCACAGGUCAUUUAUUAGGAAGAUUCCUGGACUUGUGUGUCACGUGACCAACUUCCUGAAUGACUGUUACUACUGGUUGGAGUAGAUGUGGCGUUGUCAUGGAUACUGAACUGUAGAAAAAGCCUAUUUUCUCAAAAGAGUUUGUAAAUACGUUCACUGGAUCAUCUUGUAAAUAUAAUCAAAUUCAUUCUAAUCGUUUGUUAUAGAAAACGAAAUUAGAACUCUUGUUAUAUAUGUUUACUGUACAGCUGGUAAUUUAAAUGAAAACAGCCUUUUAUUUGUACAUCUGUCAAACCGAAUUAAAACUCAUUCG